CGUCAAAUAGUUGACAAUCGCGCAGCCAUAUUGUAUUGAGUUUUACUACUGUGUCUAGAAGUGCCAUGAUUUAAUUACAACUCGUAUUUACAGUGGUGUUACUCUGCGUACUUUGGUUUCGGGACCCGUGGAUUACGCCCCUGACGUGUGGCACUAGUGUCGUGUGUGUGCGAGUGUGUAUGGUGUCUGGCAGUAGCGGCCAGCGGCAAGAUAACAGGACCUUGAAACUGCGAUGUAAGCUGUCUGUAAGCUCCCUGGAAUGUGUGAAGUGUAGUGUGGCCGGCAAGGCAAUUGAACGAAAAGUGUUAAAAUCUGUCCGGGAGCAUCCUCCAGCCCCGCGGCCCGCGGGCCGCCCAGGCCCGGACAAAAACUGUGAACAAGAGGGCCGCCUAGCCCUGCCGUCAGGCCGUGCCAGGGUCUGCUCGGCCACAGGCAUGCACUGUGACCUGUCGCCCAGGAGGCCCCCGCGGAUCCUCCCACCGGUACAGUACGGUGAAGCAUGAGCCAUGUCCGGCGACGCGAACCACCUCGCUGGUGACGGCCCGCUCGCGUGGCGCGGCCCGUGCGAGCUGCAGGAGUGGGGAGACGUUAAAAUGAACGCUGUCACUGGUGGCAGCGGCAACCGGAAACGGAAAAAAGAGAACAACAAAUCUCAGUCGCAGUCUAUUAAUAAGUGUGUCAAUGAAAAAAGAAGACGGGAGUUGGAGGGCUUGCACAUCGAAGACCUCGCUGAACUCAUAAAUUCACGCUUUACGGAUAGUCACUCUAUGGCUGUAAAGCCUGACAGAUGUGCAAUCCUUCAAGCAGCUGUCACCCAACUCCAAAACAUUAGUAAAGAUGCUAAUGCUGUUCAGCAGGGAGAAGUGUCCUCCUCAAAACCCAGUUUUAAGGGGAAAGAUGUCUUUACCGGACUUAUGCUAGAAAAUGCUGAUAGCUUUGCGUUUGUCGUUAACAGUGAGGGAGAAGUUGAAUUUAGCACGGACACUGUAGAAAAUUUCAUCAAAUACACCAAAAGUGAUUUAGUGGGUCAAAGCAUUUACAACUUUGUGCACCCAGGUGACCAUAAUCGGUUUUCUGAGAAGUUAUUUCCCUGGAAUGGGGAGCCGCAGCAAAUACAGGGACAACAACCCCGUAAAGCUGUGCCCUUACGCCUCCUGGUGAAGCCACCUUCUGACCAAGAUGUGUCUAUGGAAGAAAAGCAACAGCGUGCUGAACAAUACGUUAAUAUGCUUAUUAUGUCUGAUACACUCCGGGAUUCAGGUAGUCUCUUGUGUGUAGCUCGAAGAGUAACUCCUCAAGUGGAAAAACCUAUCUUCUCUCUUCCAUCUGGUGAUGUUUUUACAAUUAGAUUUAAAGAUGGCAAAGUUCUUGAGUUUUGCACAGCUACUCUGAAUCCCCCUCAAAAAUAUAACAUUAAUAAGAAUGAUUUUAAAGGAAAGAAAAUACAAGAAAUAUGUCACCCUGAUGAUUAUUCCAGAUUACAGGGUCAUUUAAAAGAAUGUAAGGAAACACCCACAAGGAUGCAAUAUCGCUUUAAAGUACAGGAAAAUAAAUACAUCCUAGUACAGAUAGAAUCUAAAAUGUGGAAGGGAGAGGUACAAAAUGAGUCACAGGUGCGCCCUGUCUUGUCGGAUUUUAUAAAUUCUACUCACACUAUCUUAGGUGAUGAUACAGAUCACAGGAAUAACUCUGCAAUGGAAGGAGCUUCACCACUUCCAGCUCUACCAUCAAGUGGGCAAAGCUCUAGUGGAAGUCCUGCUAGUGUUGGUGGUCCUCUUUUGUUCUCAACACCUGUUAACGGACAAGUAUCACAUGCAAGUGCUUCAUAUACCCCAGCAUCAACUGGAGACUCACUUACGAAUUCAUCACCUGUAAAUUAUAAUUCUCAUGAAUGGAAUGAACUAUUUCCAAGUUCUACCGGAUGGAAUCUGGAUGGAGACGGGUCAACGAACACUCCACAGACUUCACGUCCUCCCAGCACAACUGCUGCACCCAGUCCAUUUGGUAGUACUUAUGAUUAUGGUUGUACUCAGGAUGAAAGUAAAGACUCAAAAGAUGGUUUGGUAGACAGUGGAAGUGCGGGUGGUGAAUCAGAAAUUUUAAGAAAUCGUCUAAUAACAAAGCAAGCUAGUGGUGAAGAUGGUGAUAGUGGUUGUGAUGAAGAUACUAGAAGGAAAGAUCCUAUUCUAAUAGGCUUAUUAAAGCAAGAGGAUGAUAGAACUCGAAUGAGCCCAGCUGCACCUAUUCCAGAACAACCCAAAACAAACAAGAACCACAUGCUGCUUGAGUUAUUGAUUCAGAAAAACGAUUCUGAAGGAGGAAGCCAAGAUAAUAAACUCCUUAGUAGUUUAGGACUGUCACUUUCGUCGCCAUCACAGGGCUCAUCCGGCCCUACGGGUGGACCAGCCUCUCUCUUCAAUCGCAAGAGGCCUAGUGAUGAGUCAGACAACGACUUUCACGGCCAGGGGCCUAGGGGCCACAGACCAGGGGGUGGACCGGGUGGUCUGGAACAUGUCAGUUCAUCAGGUGGGCCACCUGCACCAGGAGGUGGGCCCGGUGCUUCAGCCAACAACCCAGGAAGGCUUUGGGAAAAGAACAAAAUGCUGGCUAGUUUGCUUGCAAAGCAGCCUUCGCAACCAGCAGUUAUCCCCCCAGUGCCGGCCUCCAUCAUAUCUGCCACUCCUCAGGAUAAGCUCCCUAGAGUCGCUGAUCGACACAAUAAGCAAGCAUCAAAUGUUUGGUCUGGUGGAUCUCUUCAAUCUCCGUCCUCAUCUACAGUAAAUACCAACCAAUCGCGCCUGGCCCAGGGUCAGGACGCACGUGCCAGACAAGCGCAGGCGCAGGCCAGGCACAACAUGAUGAUGAACCACCAAGACCAACAACUGCACCAGCAGCAAAUGCAGAAAGCUCAAAUGCAAGCUCAACAACACCAACAGCAGCAGCAACAACAACAGCAACAUCAGCAGCAGCAACAGCAGUGGCCUGGUGUGGGAGGUCCUGGCCCGGGCAGUGGCCCAGGUGGAGGAAAUGGUGGACCUGACAAUUCAAAUUUGUGGGAUAGUCAAACAUCUGAUCCCUACCUUUCAGACCUUCUUGACUCUGUGAUAGAUAUAGUCCCUGAUUCUGAAUCAACAUCAGUAGUCAGCGUCUUGGAUGACUUACUGGUCUCUCAACCUCAAAGUGGAUCCAAUCCUAUUGCAGGGGAGAGAGAGAAAAUGGCAAUCAGCGCCAUUCAAAAAAGUCUCAUGCAGUGUGAAUCAGCUGUAAAGAGCCCAUCUUCUCCCACAUUAGGUCCCGUUACACCACCAACCUAUAAUCCAGUUUCUACUCAGCAAGGUGGAUUUCCAGUCCCCCCUCCUAUUUAUACCACAAACAGGCCAAGGUUUUCCUUGGCUCAACAACAGCAGCAGCAACAGCAACAGCAGCAGGCUGCUAUGAAUGUGCGACCUGCUGCUCCCCAAUAUCCAAUGUCAGGAAAUGCUUUAGCUAACCAACAGAAUAUGAUGCAGAGAACUAAACUUCUUCAACAACAGCAACAGAAACAGGCUCAACAAGAUCGCAAUAGGUUACUGCAACAGCAGCAACAGCAGCAGCUUUUAAUUCCACCCAGUGCCUCUGCUGAUCAGUUACAACCUGGCAUGCAGAAUAUUAGUAGUUUGCUCAAUGAUGCUGGGGCACCAAAUGUCUCAUUGCAGAGGUCAGCCAGUAUUCCUGAGUCCCAACUAUCGCCUAGUUAUAAUAACCAAAUGCAGCAAAAUGCCGCAAUGCAGCAGAAUGCAGCAAUGCAGCAGAAUGCAAUGCAGCAGAAUGCAGCGAUGCAGCAAAAUGCUGCUAUGCAACAAAAUGCCGCCAUGCAGCAAAAUGCUGCCCAGCGGUUAGGUCAACCAUAUUCACCCCAUGGCCAGCAGCAGCCAGGAUUUUCACCUGUCGGUUUUGGUAACGGCGGGCAAGGUCCAGGUGGCCUGCAAGGCCAGGGGGUUGGUGUUAAGGGAAUGCAAGGUGUACAGGGUAAUGUACAGGCUGCUCAGGCAAGGUUAUCUCCUUUGCCAGCCAACAGCCUACCAUCAUUUCAACCGUCACAAUUGUCACCUCGCAUCUCACAAGUCCAGCAACCUGGCUAUGCCAUGCCUCAACAGCAGGCUGGAUAUGGUGCACCAGGGCGAAUGUUUGUGGGCCAAGCAAGAACGGCUCAGCAACAACAGCAAGCACAACAAGUGCAACAGCAACAACAGCAACAACAAGCCCAACAGCAGCAGCAGCAGCAGCAGCAACAACAACAAGCCCAAAUGGGCUUACGAUCUAUGCCUAGUCCUGGAACGCCUGGCUCAACGAGACAGUCACCAUUCCCACCAGAUGGCUUUCAGCCUCCAUCGUCACCAAAUGCAAACCCAUACUACCAAACUAUGAGGUUGCCACGCACAAUGAGUGCACCCAAUGCCAACUCUCAACUUCCUGGUCCAGCAGGUCCGCAAUGGCUUUACGGGCUGAAGGAUCACCCUCCCGACCACAGUCACGUGCCCCAAACCCACCAUCCCCACCACCACCAACACCCCAACCACCCUCCUCAUCCCUCCCACCCUGCACACCCCGCCCACCCGUCUCAUACCUCCCACCCAUCUCAACAUCCCUUCCAGCACCAUGUCCCUCACUCCAUGAUGUACCCCACCCUACCACCUCCGCAUCCCUCAACCACCCCCGACUCGCAGUUCUUAUCGUAUGAUCAUUCAAGUUUAAUGUAUGGGUCCAGCGACCGGGGCCGACCAGGUCCCGGUCCCGCCGCGCAGCCAACCGGCGGUGCGGGAAAUAACAGUAUGGCAUCAGAAUACGUAAAACAGGAGCUUCGUGCCACUGUUGGUGCUCGAAUGCAGCAGCAAGGAAGCCCAAGAAACCCCCAACAACAUAUGGGAAUGGCUAUGCAGCAACAACAGCAGCAACCUGAUCUCUCUUCCCUUGGCAUUAAUUUUGAUAUGCCACCCUCAGGUGGAAAUGCCGAUGGAUCAAAGGCUUGGGUUAAUAUGGGCUCUGAUAUGGGAGCUGUUUCACCUCAGCCUAGCCUUUCUAGGAAUACCAUGGAAGAUCCAUCAAGAGCUGGAGGGGAGCAGACGUCAUCGUUAUUACAGAAAUUGCUGUCUGAUCACCCCUAAUGAAGCAAAGGGACUGUUGGACUAGGGCUUAUUUGUUCUCUAAACUGUCCAAAUGAUGCCCUCUUCAGCAUUCCACACUGUUAUUGCAGGGUUGUGUUGAGUGGCUAAGAAGAAUUCAGUUCCUCUGUUGCUCAAACUGUUUAGCUGCUGGAACAUUAUAUUAUUGUUAACUUGAAAGUGCAUUGAUUAAGAAGUUACUUGUUUUUAUUUCUAAAAUUUAUGACGUUUUUUAAAAGUAACAUAAGCAUAAUCUAUGUAAAAAUUAAAUUUGCAUAAUAUGAUUGUUUUUAAUAUUUGUAUACCAAAAGAGAAUGACAAGAUACUCAAGACAUGUUGACGCCACAAGUCAGCAUUGUCGUGUUGGCUUGGGCAUUUGUUGUGCGUAGUGAUGCGGAGAGAAUGGUACGCGCGCCUCUGGAGGAGCUACUUCAGCAGAGUUUGGCUGUAGCAGGUUGGUCAGAGGCGUUCAUACCACUUGUGAUAUGCUCUGUGAAUGUGAAAUCAACUUCUUAAAUGACUUUUAAUGCUACACUUUUUUUUAUUAUUUUUUUAUCUUUACUACAUCCAAGCAUUGAGGUGAAAUUAUGUGAACAAACCUAUUUUUUAAAAUCGCUAAUUAAAAGAUAUAUUUAAGUAUUUAUACAUUACCUGAAGGAGCGCAGGCCAGGCAGCCUUGGGGACCAGUCGAGUGGCUAGUGAGUAUUGAAGGUGGAGGGAGCGGACCGGAGCUAAGGCUGAUAUUGUUGUGUAGUUUCCACCCCCUCGCCCUGCCCAAGCCCAGGGGCAGGCAAGCAUGCGGACGUGUCAAUUAGCCGGGCCGAACUGGGUUACACUGACUGCACCACUCUGUUUGUUGUGCUCAAAAUAGUUGCUGAAUUUCACUUAUAUUGCCAUGUUUCAAAAUGAGAGGUAUAUAACUUUUGUAUGUAUGAAAUUCUAUUAGGGAUGAAAGAGAUUCUAUUAGAAAUUACUCAGGGCUGAAGAAGUAAAAAGGAGAGAUAAAAUCUAAAUUUUGUGAUUUUUUUUUCAUAUACAAAUAGAGGGAAUAUUCUAUUUUGCUACAUAUGGGUGUGUGCAGUCUGUGGCCCAUGUGGGAGAAAUGCUGCCAAACAGUUCCAUUUCAACCUCAAACCAUUGUAGUUUUUGUAAAAGCAAUUAUUUUGACUGAUAAAUAGCACUAUAGCUUCUUAUUCUUGUGUAUUUUCUGUAGUUCAGCGCCUUUGGAUCAAGGAACUAAAUUUUAAUAAUUGUUAUUUCAAAAAUACUAUUUUUACAAUUCUAAAUUGACAACAUUCUGGAAUUUUAAGCACAGUCAUUUUAUUAGUCCAAUAUUUGCAGAAAUUUGAGAUAUAUACAUUUUACUUACAUAUAUAUUUAAAUAUAUAUACGGAUAUAUUUUUAUGUACAGAAAGCAAAAUUUGUUGAAACUGUUUAAAUAAUUUUGUUAUACUGGGUAACUGGCUGAACCUUUGGUUUUCCAGUCUGUGUGAUAUAAGAUGAGGGACAGCUGUGUGGUUUUCAUCUUGUUAGAUUGUCUGUUGUAAUAAGUAAAACAAAUUUAACAUAGCUUCCCUCAUUUUAUUGUCAUGCAGGUCCAUUCCGUUGAGAUUGCAGCCCUGUGUUAAACUUAACUGCAUUUCUCGCAAAGUAUUGCACCUAUUUAUGUUUAAUUAAAGUAUAUGUUGUUGGAGAAGUUAAAUUUUAUUGUUUCUCUUUUAAAUAUUUGGUUUCUCCUUUGUUACUCUGUCUUACAUGUAGCUUUUGUAGUCUUCCAAUCCUUCUUUUGUUGCGGGUCUGGGUGGUGUUAGGCGCAACUUUGAGUUAGCGUCUUGCACCCGCUAGUCGGACAGGCGCCGCCCGCCGUUUGUUACUGGAUGUUCUCCCUGCUCCAUUGCUGUUCAUAUGUGAUGAUGAAGUACAAAACUAACGUGUUAUCAUUGUGUUACAUAGACACAUUUGUUUUGUUUAAUUAUUUUUUCAACAUACGUACAUGGAAAUUGUGGGAUAAUGCCCCCAACUUGUUUUUUAAGUACAGUAAAUAGUGAGGGGAUAAUGCUUUUGCAGCAUUUAGUGUGUGGUGGAGAGUGAAUGGGUCUUGUUGUGUUCAUUGAAACAUAGAGUGAGUGAAUGUAUAUGUGAGACUGAUUGUGUGUCUGUGUGUGUGAUUGUGCAGAGGUGUUUUAGUAGCACCAAGAGAUAUCUUUAUUUGUGGUUACAUGAAAGUCAGUAUGAGUGUGAAAUGAAUGAGAGACUGGAUUACUUGUUAUUGGAUGAAAGACAGUAUGCUGUGUGAGGAACUGAUUCGAGUGACUUGUGAUGUGCAUUUGCUGUGAUGGGUCAUGAAGGAGGUGAAACCUUUCACAUUGUUUGCGCAGAUAAACCAUGUGUAGCAUUGUUAUAAACCAAAGCAUGUCAAUGUAAAUUAUGUACAGUUUUAUUUCACUUUUUUUUACGUCCGAGAUGGUAGGUGGUUGGAUUUUUACAAGGAAAUAUUGUUUUGUUUCUUGUGGGAACUUGAAGAAAUUUUAUGGAAUGAUGCUAUGUUUUGUUGUUAAAGACACCAGAACAAGCAGGACUAGAUAAUGGGUGGACUUAUUGUGUAUAAAUGAGAGUUUAGUGAUAUGCCCACAUUAUUGUAAAGUGACUUUAAAGAUAUUUUUGUAAAGAUAUUGUGUGGAUCCAACCCCAGCUGCUGUUCCCUCUCCGCUGUGGCUGUGUUACUUUUGCAAGCUACAAUUGUAAAGAAAGAGAUGUGAGAGUAUAAGAGAGAGCUAAUUGUAUUAUCUUUGUGUAUAAUAAUUAUUGAUUUUUAAUAAAUUACGAAAAAUUGUGUU
This is a messenger RNA of Frankliniella occidentalis (western flower thrips), 7978 nucleotides long. RefSeq names its product nuclear receptor coactivator 2. Gene Ontology annotation, cellular component: nucleus. Lineage: Eukaryota; Metazoa; Arthropoda; Insecta; Thysanoptera; Thripidae. Gene Ontology annotation, molecular function: protein dimerization activity; nuclear receptor binding. The transcript is spliced from 20 exons. Bases 507 to 5144 code for a protein of 1545 amino acids. Gene Ontology annotation, biological process: cellular response to hormone stimulus; positive regulation of transcription by RNA polymerase II. The record is from RefSeq and is a predicted model, not a curated record.